AUGCGCCGUCGCCCCUCCGUUCGCGCCCCAACCACACAGCUGAAAGCAUGGACGCAUGGGGCCCUGCGUCCCGUGCAAACACUACCACCGCCGCCAGCAACAACACCAACACCACUGCCGCUCCCCCAGCUGCCGGUUCCGAAUCCCCUCCUCUCCUGCGUGAAGUCCUGGUGGGGCCUCUGUCACCCCGCCCGCGCAGCACCAGCACGCUGACCAACCCCAGCUGCAGCACCGCCACCACCAACACAGCUGCGCCGCCAGUGCUACUACUGCCCGACCAACGCAGCUGGACGUGCAGCCAUGAACGGCGACAUGUGGCACAGCAGCAUCAGCAGCUGGGUGAGGAUCAGGAAGGGGAGGCACUGGCUGGAGGCAGAAGCCCAGACGUGGUCGUGUAUGGGGGCGGUGCGGGUGAGGAAAGACUGGCACUGCUGGGAUCGGCACCCCGCAGUGCCGCGAAGCAGCCGCGGUCAGACGCUGCUGCUGCGGAGGGGUGCGGUGUAGGCAGCGGCAGGAGCAGGACAAGCAAGCAGGCGGCGGCGAGGCACAUGCCCCCCUGGCCUGCGGGAGGCAGGGGUGCCAGCGGAGGUACUGGAGGUGCUGGUGGGGGUCAUGUUGGUGGAGGGCUGGGAGGCGCCUGGUCGCCGUUUGUUGAGCUGGCGGCCGGUGGUGGAGCUGGCGGGUGGGGGGAGGCGGGCCAGGUGGGGGGCGAUGCUGCAGGGCCCGGUCGCCGAGGAGCCGCGGGCCGCAUGCAGGCUGAGAGGCAGGGCUCCACCAUCCUGGAUGCCGCCACGGCCGCGGGCGACCUGCACACCGCCGUACCGCCGCCACCCGCCGGUGGGAAGGAGGGGGAGGCGGGUGCUGGCGGUGUUGCUGGCGGCGGCGGCAGAGGCCGAGAUCGUAUCUCCGAUGACGACGCGGAGGCCCAGCUGCGCGCGGCUCUGCGCGAGGAGCAGCUGCGGGCGGCCCGGGAGCGCCGCGCGGGGUCCCAGCUGCUGCUGCUGACCCGUGGGUCGCUCUGGCGGCUGCUGAUGCUGGGGCUCACUGGGGCGGGGCUGGCAGCGGCGGGGGUGCUGGCAGGGCGCCCCUGGGGUCAGGUGGUGCGGGCCGGCCUGCCCACUUGGCGCUGGUUCCUGCUGGCAGGCUGCGCACCCGGCGUGUGGUACCUUCCCUGGUACGGCAUCUUCCUGCUGGUGCUGCUGCUGGAGGGGCUGCUGCCCUCCGCGCUGACCGCAGCGGGGGGCGGCGGGGGGGGCGGCUGGAGGGCGGCGGCAGGGCUGGGAGCAGGGAGCGGAAGGGGCGAAGGCGGUGGCGGCGGAGGAGGAGAGGACGGAGGCGGCGAGGGCGGUGAGGGUGGCGGAGGUCUGGCUCUGGUGAUAUACCACAUCCUGGGCGUGCGACGACAUGCGGUGCGGCUGCUUCGCUCCGUGUGCGGCCAGCUGCUGGUUCACUGGGUGGUCGCCGAUCAGCUGACGGACCCACGGGUCGGGCAGAGAGAGGUCUUCGUCAUGAAAGUGUGGACCUGCGUCUCCCUCUUCCUGGCCGCCCAGACCGCCAAGUCGCUGCUAGCGAAGGCGCUCUCGCGCCACUUCCACUCGCGCGGCUACCUGCAGCGCAUGCAGCGAGCGGUCAAACAGGAGCUGGUGCUGCUGGCGCUGUCGCGCCCCUGCCCCGGCCGCACCCGCAGCGCCGCACUGACCCACCUGGGCCUGGGGUUCCACCUGGCGGCGGUGCUGGGGUACGGAGGAGGAGGUGGGGGAGGUGGGGGAGGUGGAGGCAGCAGUGGUGGAGGUGGUAGGAAGGGAGGAGGAGGAGGGGCAGCAGCCGGCACCUCGGAGCGGCCCUUUCGCAGUUCUACAAACCUACAGCAAGCAGAGCCGCCGCCGCAGCAGCCCUGGCAGCAGCAGCAGCAACGGCAGCAGUCGGGGUCUUUGCGCCACCAGGGUAGCGGGGCGGUGGAUAGGUCCGUUCGUGGUGGUGGUGGUGGUGGUGGUGGCGGAGGGGGCGGAGGCAGCAGGGCGGGAGGGAGGCUGGAGGCGGGCGGUGGGAGGCGGCUGGCGGGGGUGUGGCGGUGGCUGGGGGAGCAUCUGCGGGUGUCGUACGCCAAGACACGGGUCCAAUGGGACCUCAGUCGGCCCUCCUCGGCCUCCCAGCCCACCCCCCGUCAUCUCCUACCCGCGGCACCAACGGCAGCACCAGCAGCAGCGCCACCACCGCCAACGACCGGUACCAGUGCGCCUGCAGCGCAUAGACCUAGUGUGGCGGGCGGGGAGGGCGCCGCCGGGCUGAAUGGCGGCGGCGGUGUUGGCAGCGCUGUUGGCGGCAGCGGUGCUGGUGCUGCAGGUGCUGGUGCUGGUGCUGCAGGUGCUGGUGCAGGUGCUGCCGGUGUGGACGCGGAGGGAGGUCUCAACUUCGACCAGCUGCGCACCUCCCUGUUCUGGCUAGAGCAGCACGUCCGCCGCAACAAGCUGCGCAUGGGUGGCAGCGGCAGCGGCAUCCACCAUGUGGGCGACCUGGAUGGGGGCAGCAGCGGUGGCGGCGAGGUGGCGAGUCGGGCGGAGGCCAAGCGCCUGGCGUUCUACCUGCACAUGAACGUGUUGGGGGGGGCGGACCUGAGGCAGCGGAGCUACCUGGUUGCACGGGACUUCGAGCCGUUCUUCGGGUCGGCGGAGGAGGUGCGAGAGGCCUUUGCGGUGUUCGACAGUGACGGCGAGGGGCGCAUCACACUGCAGAACAUGGUGGACAGCGUAGUGCGCAUAUACCAGGAGCGCAAGAAGCUGGCUCUCACGCUGCAGGACACGCGCAGUGUGGUGGGCAAGCUGGAGCUGAUCUGCGGGGUGGUGCUGCACGUGCUGGCGGGGUUCGGGUACCUCAUCAUAUUCCAGGUGAACGUCCGCGAGCUGUGGCUGACCUUCAGCAGCGUCACCCUGGCCUUCGUGUUCGUGUUCGGUAACUCCAUCCGCGGGCUGUACGAGGCGGCGCUGCUGCUGUUCGUGGUGCACCCCUUCGACGUGGGGGACUGGCUGCUGCUGGGGGGCGCGGGCGGGGAGGCGGUCAAGGUUCACGAGAUCGCGCUGCUGUUCUGCACCUUCGUGCGCUCCGACGGGCGGCGGCUCUACUACCCAAACACCAAACUCAUCCAGGAGCCCAUCGUCAACAUCAGCAGAUCCGAGCGCUACUGGGACAGUGCGGUGCUGCUGGUGGACCUGGCGACCCACGGGUCGGUGCUGGAGGCGGUGGAGGGGCGCCUCAAGCGCUGGCUGGCUGAGAGCCCCAAGCAGUUCACGGGGGCGGGCGGUGUGCUGGCGCGCGCGCUGGCCAGCCCCGCCAAGCUGCAGCUGACGGCCUCCUGGGAAUACUGCCACACGGGGGAGGACGCGGGCAGGACCGGCAGGUGGCGCAGCCGUGCGCUGCUGGUGCUGGCGGGGGCGCUGGAGGAGGCCGGGGUGUCGUACACACUGCCUCCCAUGCAGGGUCUCACCGGAGGGUUCACGGCAGGCAAUGGCGGCGGCUUCAGCUUGGGUGGUGGUGGUGGUGGUGGUGGUGGUACAGACAAGGUCACGACAGUGGUAGGCCUUAUGGCAUCGGAAGCUGCUGCUGUUGCUACUGGUGGUGGUGGUGGGGAAGGCGGAGGUGGUUUGGUUUCGGGGCGCAUGGUAGGAGGAGGAAGAGGAAGAGGAGGGGAGCUGGGAGUGGGGGCAGGCAUGGGUGUUGGAAUGGGAUUGGGUGCGGCUGCGGUAGGCAUGGAGGGUGGCUUGUAGGGGCCAUGCAGGGUGGUCGUCUGAGGUUGGGAUGUGGAGAGGAAGCGCUACACGUGCAUACGUGUGCGAAAAGAAGAUGCUGAGCAUGGCCCAUGCUGCAUAGGCCGAGCGAGAGGGAGUGAUUCUAACAUUUCCAAGAGGGUUCUGGAUGGUGUAUGUACAGAGGCGAAGUGCGUGAUGUGGUGCGGGGGUCAAUCCAAAGACCAUACCAAACCAUAGGAAACCAUGGGUUAGGGCAAAGCAAUGGGGGCAGGUCAUGCGAGGAGAGCGACAUGCGGGCGUUAUUUUGGGUGUCCACUUCUCCUAGAUGCCGGAGCUACCCGCGUACCACGGCCAUAUCAGGCAGCAGUUGGGCAGAGAGACGAUUAGAGUGGGGUGGUGUCAUCGCGGAGGGAAGCAGUGCUGUGAACUCGAGUGCGAAUUGGCAUGUGUGUAAUGUAUUAAUGCGGGCGCUGCGUGCUGGAGACGAGGCGCCGUACGUGGGUGGGGCUGAUUGUAAACACCCAUGGCGCCGACCCAUGGGGCUGGACAGGAGCGGGC
This is a messenger RNA of Astrephomene gubernaculifera, 4301 nucleotides long. Lineage: Eukaryota; Viridiplantae; Chlorophyta; Chlorophyceae; Chlamydomonadales; Astrephomenaceae. The record is from the annotation of a GenBank genome assembly.